Sciurus carolinensis (gray squirrel) is the source of this 2789-nucleotide messenger RNA. It is a transcript of the gene Spns1, whose product is annotated as SPNS lysolipid transporter 1, lysophospholipid. The transcript is spliced from 13 exons. Lineage: Eukaryota; Metazoa; Chordata; Mammalia; Rodentia; Sciuridae. Gene Ontology annotation, molecular function: transmembrane transporter activity. Gene Ontology annotation, biological process: transmembrane transport. Gene Ontology annotation, cellular component: membrane. The record is from RefSeq and is a predicted model, not a curated record. Bases 944 to 2530 code for a protein of 528 amino acids.
AGACUCCAGAAUUUCUGUGUCCUCGAUAUCUGGGGUCUUGAAGCUGCAACUUCAAAGAACUAUAAUAAUUUUACUUUUACAGAGUUUAUGUUUAUUAAACGUAGCUUGGAGAGCAUGCCGGUCCUUGGGUCCAGGGCUCCUAUCUGACCCCAGUCCUACAGGUGGCAGUCUCAUUAGGCUCAGAGGCCCUGCUGCCCUACACGAGACCACUAGAGGGCGCGAGGCAUCCAGACCCGGAAACCCGCUGCAGCCCGGGCGGCUGAGGACGCUUCUUUCAAUGGAUAUUUAAGUGUCCACAGUGAAAGCUCAGGACUGGGGAACCCGAAGGAGACAGACAGGAGGCUGCCCAGCGUUCCUUCAGCAUUUACUGAGCUCGUAUGACGCCGCCAACCACGCACAGGGAGGAAGAAACUGACUACUGGAAGCGAGAACUGGUCACCGUGUGCCUAGAGAUAUUUACUAUUUCCAAAUCUUUUGAGAUCCCAUUAUCUCUUGAUCAACAAGAAGCCCGGCAAGUGGGCGUUCCAGACAAAGCCACUGAGACCGGCCAAGUCACGGGGACAACCUUCAGGUUGGCGGUCUCGGCAGGAACUAGCGCCGGGUUGCCAUGGCGUCGGAUCCAGCGGAGCCUCGGGGGUUGCGGUCUAGGACCAGGUCCCUGGUUACCCCGGAGACCGACCGCCAGUCAUGUGAUGCGGGAGGCUGGCGGUUCCCUUGAGGCUUCCGUAGUCGGGGCCGGUCACGUGCCGAGGGCUUGCACCCAGGGACUCCUCUGCCGGCUCCAACAUCACAUGAUCGGCUCCAGGGCAACAUGGCCGCCGCCGUGGUGCAGCGCUGGGGUUGAGCAACAGCGGCCGUACUGCGCCCCUACCCGGGCCUCUUCCCCUCGCAGGUGGAUCGUCGGCGGGACCGGAGCGCGCGCGGGCGCGGGCCCCCCGGGACCAUGGCCGGGUCCGAUACCGCGCCCUUCCUCAGCCAGGCGGAUGACCCGGAUGACGGGCCAGUGCCUGGCACCCCGGGGUUGCCGGGGUCUAUGGGGAAUGCGAAGUCCGGGGAGCCGGAGAUCCUGGACCGCGAGGGUUUGCAGCGCAUCACCGGCUUGUCCCCGGCCCGUUCGGCUCUCAUAGUAGCAGUGCUGUGCUACAUCAACCUCCUGAACUACAUGGACCGCUUCACCGUGGCUGGCGUUCUCCCAGACAUCGAGCAGUUCUUCAACAUUGGAGACAGUAGCUCUGGCCUCAUCCAGACCGUGUUCAUCUCGAGUUACAUGGUGUUGGCACCUGUGUUUGGCUACCUGGGUGACAGGUACAAUCGGAAGUAUCUCAUGUGUGGGGGCAUUGCCUUCUGGUCCCUGGUGACACUGGGGUCAUCCUUCAUUCCUAGAGAGCGUUUCUGGCUGCUCCUCCUGACCCGGGGCCUGGUGGGGGUCGGGGAGGCCAGUUACUCCACCAUCGCGCCCACUCUCAUCGCUGACCUGUUCGUGGCAGACCAGCGGAGUCGCAUGCUCAGCGUGUUCUACUUUGCCAUCCCGGUGGGCAGUGGUCUGGGUUAUAUCGCAGGCUCCAAAGUGAAGGAUGUGGCUGGGGACUGGCACUGGGCUCUGAGGGUGACACCAGGUCUGGGAGUGGUGGCUGUCCUGCUGCUAUUCCUGGUGGUACGGGAGCCUCCAAGGGGAGCUGUGGAACGCCACUCAGACUUGCCGCCCCUGAACCCCACCUCGUGGUGGGCAGAUCUGAGGGCUCUGGCAAGAAAUCCUAGUUUCAUCCUGUCUUCCCUUGGCUUCACUGCUGUGGCCUUUGUCACGGGCUCCCUGGCUCUCUGGGCUCCUGCGUUCCUGCUUCGUUCCCGCGUGGUCCUGGGGGAGACCCCACCCUGCCUUCCUGGCGACUCCUGCUCUUCCUCCGACAGUCUCAUCUUCGGGCUCAUCACCUGCCUGACCGGGGUCCUGGGUGUGGGCCUGGGCGUGGAGAUCAGCCGCCGCCUCCGCCGCUCCAAUCCCCGCGCUGACCCGCUGGUCUGUGCCGCUGGCCUCCUGGGCUCUGCACCCUUCCUCUUCCUGUCCCUCGCCUGCGCCCGUGGUAGCAUCGUGGCCACCUAUAUUUUCAUCUUCAUUGGUGAGACCUUGCUGUCCAUGAACUGGGCCAUUGUAGCUGACAUUCUGCUGUACGUGGUGAUUCCCACUCGACGCUCCACGGCCGAGGCCUUCCAGAUUGUGCUGUCCCACCUGCUGGGUGACGCGGGGAGCCCCUACCUCAUUGGCCUGAUCUCUGACCGCCUCCGCCGGAGCUGGCCACCCUCCUUCCUGUCCGAGUUCCGGGCCCUGCAGCUGUCCCUCAUGCUCUGUGCCUUCGUGGGGGCACUGGGCGGUGCAGCCUUCCUGGGCACCGCCAUCUUCAUCGAGGGUGACCGUCGACGGGCCCAGCUCCAUGUGCAGGGGCUCCUGCACGAGGCGGGGCCCACCGACGACCGCAUCGUGGUACCCCAGCGAGGCCGCUCCACCCGGGUCGCGGUGUCCAGCGUGCUCAUCUGAGGCGCCAUCACCCGCCUAUCUGCGUAUCUGCUGCAGCUGGCCCCGGGCCGCCCCAGGAGGACCCCUGGUCCCAGACCCUUACUCGGCCCGUUUUCAGGAGGAAGCCCUGGGCCGCGUCUCUGCUCCGACACUACAUGGGCAUCCCAGAGGAGGACAGGGGCCUGGGAGGGGGAUCCCUCUGCUGGGGCGGCCCCAGGGGCUUGGUGCUAUUUGUGAUGGGAAUAAAAUUUGUAGCCAGACCACAAGUGCCUGCUGGAAU